GGAGGAGGAAGAAGAAGGCGGCGGCAAAGAGUUUUUUUUCCCCUGCUCAUGGGUCUGACUGAUUAAUUACUGUUUGUUUUGUGGGCGAGCCCCUCGUGUGCUGGUCUCGUCGUUUCCCUUGGAACCAUAGAAGGCAAGAGUCCGGAGCUGCGGAACGGGGCGUUGGGAAGGAACAUCUUCCAUCUGUAUCUGAUUUAUAAUGAGUGCCAAAUCUGCUAUCAAUAAAGAGAUUUUUGCACCACAUGAUGAAAGGAUGCUGGGUGCAGUCCAAGUAAAAAGGAGAACGAAGAAAAAGAUUCCUUUCCUGGCAACUGGGGGUCAGGGUGAAUACUUAACCUACAUUUGCUUGUCAGUGACAAACAAGAGACCUGCACAAGCAUAUAUUACAAAAGUUAAACAAUUUGAAGGUUCUACAUCUUUUGUACGAAGGUCACAAUGGAUGCUUGAACAGCUUCGCCAGGUUAAUGGUUUAGAUUCUCAUCGGGAUUCCCCAGAAUUUGAUUUAUUGUUUGAAAAUGCUUUUGACCAGUGGGUGGCGAGUACAGCCUCUGAGAAAUGUACAUUUUUUCAAAUUCUCCAUCAUACUUGUCAACGGUAUCUUACAGACAAAAAGCCAGAAUUUAUUAAUUGCCAGUCUAAAGUUAUUGGAGGAAACAGCAUAUUACAUUCAGCAGCAGACAGUGUGACAAGCGCAGUACAGAAAGCAAGCCAGGCUUUGAAUGAGCGCGGUGAAAGAUUAAGUCGAACUGAAGAAAAGACAGAGGACAUGAAACACAGUGCUCAGCAGUUUGCAGAAACUGCACACAAGCUUGCCAUGAAACACAAGUGUUGAAAACGAUUGCGUGGAGAUCUUUCUAAAUGGAACUG
Messenger RNA from Notechis scutatus (mainland tiger snake), 867 nucleotides. RefSeq names its product syntaxin binding protein 6 (gene STXBP6). Gene Ontology annotation, molecular function: phosphatidylinositol-4,5-bisphosphate binding. Gene Ontology annotation, biological process: exocytosis; Golgi to plasma membrane transport. The record is from RefSeq and is a predicted model, not a curated record. Gene Ontology annotation, cellular component: exocyst; plasma membrane. NCBI's taxonomy places the organism in Eukaryota, Metazoa, Chordata, Lepidosauria, Squamata, Elapidae.